Fraxinus pennsylvanica is the source of this 321-nucleotide messenger RNA. The record is from the annotation of a GenBank genome assembly. Lineage: Eukaryota; Viridiplantae; Streptophyta; Magnoliopsida; Lamiales; Oleaceae.
AUGGCUGAGGUGAUUGGUCCAAGAUUGUACAGUUGCUGCAAUUGUAGAAAUCAUGUUGCACUUCAUGAUGAUGUAAUUUCUAAAGCAUUUCAGGGAAGAAAUGGUCGAGCAUUUCUGUUCUCCCAUGCAAUGAACAUUGCUGUGGGGCCUAAAGAAGAUAGACAGCUUAUGACUGGUCUCCAUACAGUUGCUGAUGUAUAUUGCUAUGACUGUCGUGAGGUAUUGGGCUGGAAGUAUGAGAGGGCUUACGAGGAUACACAAAAGUAUAAGGAAGGAAAAUUUAUUCUGGAGAAGUCAAAAAUUGUCAAGGACAACUGGUAG